Rhodamnia argentea is the source of this 1263-nucleotide messenger RNA. Its product is annotated as exopolygalacturonase-like. Lineage: Eukaryota; Viridiplantae; Streptophyta; Magnoliopsida; Myrtales; Myrtaceae. The transcript has 5 exons. Bases 1 to 1263 code for a protein of 420 amino acids. The record is from RefSeq and is a predicted model, not a curated record. Gene Ontology annotation, biological process: carbohydrate metabolic process. Gene Ontology annotation, molecular function: polygalacturonase activity.
AUGGCCACCUCAGGAGGAAUUAUCACUGGCAAAGCCAUGACACUAGGGCUGGCGUUGCUUGCUUGUUUGGUGGCCGGAGGCGAGUCUCGAGGCCCCAUUUACGGUGCUCUCAGGGCCACCCGCCGUGGCCUUGUUGACACCGGUGCUACGGUUUUCGACGUCACUACAUACGGCGCAAAGGCUGAUGGGCAGACCGACAACGCAUUGGCAUUUGUAAAGGCAUGGAACGCAGCUUGCAACAAUAGCGGACCGGCCAAACUGGUGUUCCCUACGGGGACAUUCGUGUCCGGACCGGUGGUGUUUCAGGGUCCUUGCCAGGGUUUGAGCCCAAUCACUAUCGAAGUCAAGGGUACCAUAAAAGCGAGCACUGAUAUCACCGAAUACUCCGACGAUGGGUGGUUCUGGUUUGAGUUGAUCGACGGCUUGGUUCUCAAGGGAGGAAUUUUCGAUGGGCAAGGCCCGGCUGCAUGGCAAUACAACGAUUGCAAGCGCAACAGUGCUUGCCAACAUCUCCCCGUGUCGCUCAAGUUUAACAAAGUGAAAAACAUCCUCGUGGAUGGGGUGACUUCACUGAACAGCAAGGGCUUCCACUUCUCCCUAACUUUCUCACAGAACUUCACCGGCGUCAAUCUCAACAUAUCGGCUCCUGGAAAUAGCCCGAACACAGAUGGGAUCCAUUUGAGCAGUUCCGACCACAUCAACAUCUCGCACAGCGCCAUUGCGACCGGUGACGAUUGCAUUGGAAUCAUCCAAGGCGCCACUAACGUUUCCAUCACCGACAUCACCUGCGGCCCUGGGCAUGGCAUCAGUAUCGGCAGCCUCGGCAAGUAUCCAGGGGAAAAGGACGUGAUCGGCGUGCGUGUGUGGAACGCCACGUUGACGAACACCACGAAUGGCCUCCGAAUCAAGUCCUUCCCAGGAAACAAGCAGCUUCACGCUACGGACAUCAUCUUUGAAGACGUUGUCCUGAAUAACGUGAAGAACCCGAUCAUCAUCGACCAGAAUUACGGCUUCCACAAGGCCACACUGCCAUCGAGUGUGAGGGUGAGCGAUGUGCACUUCAAGAACAUCAGAGGCACCUCAGUCUCGGACGUGGCGGUCUUGCUGGAGUGCAGCUCCUUAAACCCGUGCGACCUCGUCGAGCUGUCCAACAUCAACUUGUCCUACGCCGGGCCGCCGCUGAGGAACAAGAACAUGACGUCGUUGUGCACGAACGCUAAGCCUAUCUUCAUCGGCACGCAGAACCCGCCCGCGUGUCUGUAG